This is a messenger RNA of Theobroma umbraticum, 1479 nucleotides long. It is a transcript of the gene HCA2, whose product is annotated as Dof-type zinc finger DNA-binding family protein. Gene Ontology annotation, biological process: regulation of DNA-templated transcription. The record is from RefSeq and is a predicted model, not a curated record. Lineage: Eukaryota; Viridiplantae; Streptophyta; Magnoliopsida; Malvales; Malvaceae. Gene Ontology annotation, molecular function: DNA-binding transcription factor activity; DNA binding.
CCCCUUAGCUGACACAAACCAUUUCAAUCCCUGUGACAACUCUCUCUCACUUACUCUCCUCCUCAUCCCUCUUCUUCUGUACCCUUGUGCCUCUCUCUCAAGUGUUAGUGAAGGGAGAAAGGGUGCUGAGCAGAGAGUAAUUGUUUUCUUUUGCAUAUUUGGCAUUCUGUCUUUGUUGGGUCGAUUUUGUUUCAAUGGGUCUUACUUCUCUGCAAGUUUGCAUGGAUUCGUCUGACUGGCUUCAGGGAACGAUUCACGAGGAGUCUGGAAUGGAUUCUUCAUCCCCAUCUGGUGAUAUGCUCGCAUGUUCGAGGCCCUUGAUAGAAAGGAGGCUGAGGCCCCCGCAUGACCAAGCUCUCAAGUGCCCCAGGUGUGACUCCACACACACCAAGUUUUGCUACUACAACAAUUACAGUCUCUCCCAGCCCAGGUACUUUUGCAAGACUUGUAGGAGGUACUGGACCAAGGGAGGGACGCUAAGGAACAUUCCUGUUGGUGGAGGCUGUAGAAAGAACAAGAAAGUUGCUUCUAAGAAAUCAAAUGAUCAAUCAGCAAACAGCAACAACCCUGGAUCAUCUUCACAUAAUCCCACUGAUCUUCACCUUUCAUUUCCUGAAAUGCACCUUUCUCACCUUAAUAACAUGCUUGGUACUCAUGGUCCUAAUAAUAACUUCAUGGAGAGCAAGUACAAUUCUCUGCUUGAAAAUCCAAGGCCGAUUGAUUUCAUGGAGAGCAAGCUAGAAGCCAUUGUUGGGAGCUCUAGGAACUAUGACUUUAUGGGGAAUGGUGAGUUGGGUAUGGUUGGGGGACUUGGCGAUAUGGGCCAUGGGUUGGCACCAAAUCUUCAUGGCCUUUGCUCUCCAUACGGGAUGUCCCUUGAUGGCAACGGUGGCACUUUCCUGGACACCUGCCAGAGGAUAAUGCUUCCUUAUGAUGCAAAUGAAGAUCAACAUGCAGUCGAUGUGAAGCCAAACACCAAACUCUUGUCCCUUGACUGGCAAGACCAAGGAUGUUCUGAUGCUGGGAAAGACACUUACGGAUACUUGAACAACUUGGGAUCAUGGUCUGGAAUGAUGAAUAACUAUGGACCCUCUACGACAAAUCCAUUGGUCUGAAGCAAUCUGUAAUCAACUACUUAGAAAUCCUGCCGGCAGCACGUUGUUUAAAAUGACUGUGGAUCAUCAUCUGCAUUAAUUAGUCUAGAUUGUCGAGUUCCAAGUAAAUGCAUCUGGUUUUUUUGUUGUGGUGGCCUUUGAUUUUUAUUGACUUAACAAGAAGCAAACACUGUUUGUGAAUGAGAAACUCUGAAGGCAGUUUCCCAAAAAUAGCCACCUUAGUGUAUUAAUGUUUGCUUUACUUUAUUUUUUCCUUUCUUUCUGCUCAGGUGUCUUGGGUGAAAGAAAUUCUAAGCUCUAGGAUUUUGUUGUUAUACCGAGGAAGUUAUAGAGUGCUCUUUUCCAGUUCUUUUAAAUUUCUGUC